CUCCUCAGAUACACUAAGAUGAAAACGGCCACGAACAUCUACAUCUUUAAUCUGGCUCUGGCUGACUCCUUGUUUCUGGCUACUUUACCAUUCCAGGGCACAGACGUGUUCCUGGGCUUCUGGCCAUUUGGGAACGCUCUCUGCAAGGCAGUGGUGUCUAUCGACUACUACAACAUGUUCACCAGCACCUUCACCCUGACGGUGAUGAGUAUGGACAGGUACGUGGCCGUCUGCCACCCCGUCAAAGCGCUGGACAUGAGGACUCCUCACAAGGCAAAGGUGGUGAAUAUCUGUGUGUGGGUGUUGGCUUCGGCCUUUGGUGUCCCUGCCAUGGUCCUGGGAAAUGUAGAGGAGGAACCAGAGCAUAACACUUCCUCGUACGGCUCUGCUGUUGAGUGCAUUGUGGUUUUACCUGAACCAAGGAGUCACUGGGAUCCUGUCUUUGGCACCUGUGUCUUCCUCUUCUCCUUUCUCAUCCCUGUGGCUAUCAUCAGCAUCUGCUACAGCUUGAUGGUCAAGCGCCUGCGCAGUGUUCGCAUCCUGUCGGGCUCCAAGGAAAAGGACCGCAACCUGAGGCGCAUCACCAGGAUGGUCCUGGUGGUGGUGGCAGCAUUUGUUGUCUGUUGGACCCCUAUCCAGAUCAUGGUCCUGGCUCAGUCGCUGGGCUUCAACCUGAGCAGCUUGUUCACGCUGGUGCUGAUGCACUUCUGCAUCGCGCUGGGCUAUGUCAACAGCAGUUUGAAUCCUGUGCUUUAUGCCUUCCUGGAUGAGAACUUCAAGCCGCGGCUGCUUCCGCGAGUUCUGGCCAACCCAUCCCCAUUUCCGCCUUGA
Morone saxatilis (striped sea-bass) is the source of this 831-nucleotide messenger RNA. RefSeq names its product opiate receptor-like 1 (gene oprl1). NCBI's taxonomy places the organism in Eukaryota, Metazoa, Chordata, Actinopteri, Moronidae. Gene Ontology annotation, molecular function: nociceptin receptor activity; neuropeptide binding. Gene Ontology annotation, biological process: sensory perception of pain; neuropeptide signaling pathway. The annotation marks the transcript as partial. Gene Ontology annotation, cellular component: membrane; neuron projection. The record is from RefSeq and is a predicted model, not a curated record. The transcript has 5 exons.